GGAAGAGCGCUGGCCGGUGGGGAGGGGCCGGUCCAGCUCCCGCCCCGGCUCGGGCCUGCGUCGCUUUCCCUCCUCCCUCCCACUUCGCUCGGUGCCCUCGGUGGUUGCAGAGCGGAGGGUCGCAGCAGCCAGCACCAGGGAUAGGAAGAGACAGGGCGACAUGAGAGACUGGGCUGCAUGCUGCAGUAAUAAAGCUACUGGUGAAGGCGUUCGUCUAGCGUGAGGCUGAAGGGCGAUUGAAGAUGGCCAAAGAAGGGCCCCCCAGUGUCUCCAGGGACCUACAGGAGCUGCAGAGGAAGCUGUGUUUGCUGCUAGAGUCCUUCCAGAGUAACUCGAAGGAAUUUACCAGCAGGUGGGGAAUCUUUCCCCUAGCACCUUGCUAUGCCCGAGUUGUGACCUUCAUAGCCACGUUCGUUGUGGCUGCGAGAGCAUCAGCCAUCAUCCAGACAUUCAAGGCAGUGGGGCAGCAGGGAAGUGGGAAGAAAGAUCAUUCUCAGGGGACCUCCAAAUUAAGGAAUAUUUCUGGACACCACCAAGAACUGCAGAACACUUUCAGUUACGCCCCAUGUAAUGCAAACUUUGGGCAGUCACCCUUCAUGGCAACUGCCAUUUUUCAGCUGGAUCUGAAGAAGACACCCAUAGUCUACGUAGCAUACACCACUCUUUUCUUUGAAAAGGUUUGGCUCAUCUGUUCCCCUAAGAAAAGGAGACAGCCCAUACCUAACUUAAGAUCUGAGUUUUGUGUUUUACUAGAAAUCCCCCAUCCAGCAGAAAUGCUACCUGAGCCACAUGUGUAUUCAAAUUUUCUGGUUCCAAACCCUAAGUACAAGGAAGCAAUGGGUUAAUUUUAAGACUAUAUCUUACUUAAUGUAUCAAAAAUAGUAUCAUUUCAGCAGGUAGUCAUCAUAAUAAUUAAUGGAAAAGAAAGUGUUUUACAUUCCUUUUUGAACAAACUCUGAAAUCUAGACUGUCAUUUAUCUCUACAGGACUAUCGUGAUGCAAAUUAACCGUGUUUUUUUGGUGGUCAGUCACCACUCAGUGAGGUGGGAUUUCAGAUACUACGUUUCUUUGCAUGUGUGUCUUUAUUGUGUUCUUCUGUAUGCCCUUCAGCAUUUACACGGAAUGCUAGGGCUGGGUAGAUGGUUUAGCUGGUGGUGUUUUUGACCGGCCAUCGUGAGAACGUAAGUUGGAGUUUCCGGCCUCCAUGUAAAGAUGGGUGUAGGAGCACACCUCUAUAAUCCCAGCGUCUCUGUGGCAAAAUGGGGAGGUGAAAGAUAGCAGGGUCUUGGGAAGCUCGUGGCUAGCUAUCCUGUCUUAUUCAGUUCCAUAACAACAGCAACAAAAGAAAACCAAGGAGACCCUGUUUCCAACAGCCUGGCAGAAGGUAAGAGCCAACCUUUGAGGUGGCCCUCAGGCCUCCACACAGGCACCAUUCCAUGUAUGCACUCACAGGUAUGAAAAUACACUUAUGCAAUUACAUUGCAUGUACAUUGUAUAUAGAAAAAAAGAUGUUUCUAUCAAGCAAACGGUACUAGCUAGCUAAUGCUAGUACCAUUUUGUUGCAUGUCUUUCUAGACUUCUGUACCACGUGCAGGCAGGAGUGUGUAUGCCUACAAAGUGCUGGAAACUGUUGUGUGAUUCCCCCCCCCCCCCCGCAUUGUUUCACCAGCUUCUAUAAAACAGAUACUUUUCCUGCUAAAGCCUAUGCUUCACAGAGGUCUUCUUUGGACUUGCUUCAGAAUGCAUUCGGCAUACUGCCGGUUUAGCAGGCUAUUUUUAAAAUGGACAGGCAGCCUUUUAGUCAGUUGGCUGGGACUCUUUGGUGAGUGAGCUCGGUAAGAAAGGUCCUCGUGGCCUUUGUACAUUCACAGUUCAUUUUCAUGAUUUGUGAGAGAUCAUCAUAGAUGCUGGAUUAGCAAAUACCAAACAAACCACGAUUCUGCGGCAAAUAAGGAACUCAGGUUCUCCAAUCCUCAAGUGACAAUGUACUUGUAAACAGAUCAGUGUAUGUCCUUAUUUUAUGUGUAUUUCUGGAUGCAUUAAUGUAUAUGCAUUAAUGUGUAUGUACUGUUGACAUUGAACUUAGGGCUAGCAGCAGGCUAAUAUGUGUCUCGAACAAACACCAAACACACUUUCUUUUUCUUUUUUUUUUUUUUCAUAAGGAACAGUAACAGAAAGAUGAUGGUGGUGGUGCUGGUGCUGGUGCUGGUGUGUAUUUUAAACAGCGGGAUUGUCAACCAGAAGUCAAAAAUGUGAACUUUGUGGCAUUAAAUAGGCCGGGACUCCAUAGUUUGGCUCUUCGUGUCCAGAAAGGUUCAUGUGCUAACAGCGUAGCCAAGGGUGAGGGUGUGGGGAGGUGGUGGAAUCUUCAGGUGUGGGGCCUGUUAAAUUUCAGGUUCCGAUGGUAACAAGCUGGGAAUGUUCUUGUCAGGUGACCCAAUCUUGACAUCAAAGAUGCUCGAAGGACUGAUUUCGGUUAGAGAUAGAUUUAAGUGAGUCGAAAAUCCUCAAACCGGGGAUUUGCGGAGGAUAAGAACUGACCGUGUAUUUAUUAACCUGAUUGAGGCAUUAUUAAAUCCCAAGCCUGUACCAGGCAUUUAGCAUGCCUUAUCUGUAGUUAUACCUACCUUGUAAGAUUGGCACUUCAGAGCAGAUGAACUGUCUUAUGUUUUUCCUUUCAACACUCAGCUGUAUGCACUGGAGUAGAUCUGAGC
Meriones unguiculatus (Mongolian gerbil) is the source of this 2714-nucleotide messenger RNA. It is a transcript of the gene Ldaf1, whose product is annotated as lipid droplet assembly factor 1. NCBI's taxonomy places the organism in Eukaryota, Metazoa, Chordata, Mammalia, Rodentia, Muridae. The record is from RefSeq and is a predicted model, not a curated record. The transcript is spliced from 3 exons. The coding region runs from base 243 to 845 and encodes 200 amino acids.